Morone saxatilis (striped sea-bass) is the source of this 1093-nucleotide messenger RNA. RefSeq lists its product as uncharacterized. The record is from RefSeq and is a predicted model, not a curated record. NCBI's taxonomy places the organism in Eukaryota, Metazoa, Chordata, Actinopteri, Moronidae. Gene Ontology annotation, molecular function: catalytic activity.
AACCUUGGGCUUUGUCUCUGUUUCUAUGGGGGAGUAUAAAAGUGUUGCGCCUUAUAUUAGAGUUGAGUUGAAGGCUGAAGUUAGCGGACCUGGCUGUUGCUAGUUAUUGUUUUUUUUAAUACGUUUGAAUAUCAUUUUUAAACACCGUACCGCUGAAUGUGUUGAUUGUUCAGGAGUUUUAGCAAUGGCGCUGAAACAUUUUCCGACUCUGACACACAUUGUAGGGGCUUCCUAUAAAAGUAAAACAUUUGGACGGUCGACAAAGGCAAGUUUGUUGUUGGGGAAACCCUUCAGCACUCCGACGGGAGGUGAAGACACAGGAGCAGUUGCGGGACAGACUGUGGUCACGGAGCGCAAGGGGUCUGUGGUUACCGUGGGGAUAAACCGCCCAGAGGUGCGUAAUGCGGUGAACCAGGAGACGGCGAGGCGUCUGCUGGAAGAGCUGGAGGCCUUCGACCGUGCACCAGAUUUGAACGUGGCUGUGCUGCAUGGGAAAGGAGGGAAUUUCUGCGCUGGUUAUGAUCUGAAAGAGCUGGCCAAUCACACAGCCUCCCUCAAAUUGGAGCAAGAUGUCACCAAGGGUCCCGGUCCGAUGGGUCCAUCCCGUUUGGAGCUGUCGAAGCCGCUGAUAGCAGCAGUCAGUGGCUUCGCUGUGGCUGGAGGGCUGGAGCUGGCUCUGCUGGCAGACCUGAGAGUGGUGGAGGAGAGCGCCGUCAUGGGGGUGUUCUGUCGCCGGUUUGCUUUACAGGCAGCCCUGCAGUUAGCAGAGCAGAUCAGCUCCUUCCCUCAGCAGUGUCUGCGGGCCGACCGCUCCUCAGCCAUGUACAGCUGCUACGACGCUCCGUCCUUCACACAGGCCAUGCAGUAUGAGAUCGACCACGGAGUUCCUGUCAUCCAAUCAGAAGCUGUCGCUGGGGCAACCAGGUUCACUACUGGAGCUGGAAGAGGAGGAAAAUUCUCCUAGGAUUUAGUUUGCAGAGGCCUUGUGAAAUUGUGAUUUUCAGGUGACCUAACACAUCUUGCUGCAUCCAUGUUGGAAGUGAAUGGUUACGUUUUCAAACCUACAGUAAAACUUUGACAAUACUGAACAGAA